GGUGGAGAUUGUUGUUAAGAAAGAAGUGAACAAAAGCUUUUUCCAACGGGGCAUAACGAUGGUGCAGAUUGGUCGUCCCACGGAUAUUAGAAAUUUGUCAUCAUUAGUGUUUGGAAUAUCAUGACGUUAAUCUCUCGCUUAGCAUUCAUUGAAUUCGUUGAGUCGAGAACAAAUAACGAAGAAGAAACGCACGUGGAACGUAGGAUAACUAAAAUGUUAUUAAAGUUAAUGUUCGUCUUGGUGUUUGGAUCAGCAGUAGCUUCAGUACAUUGUUUUACAUCCCGGAUAAUUGGUGGAUCUAAUGCUGAACCGGGUGAGUUCCCAUUCGUGGCGCAGAUACAAGUAACAGGCCAGCAUUGGUGUAAUGGGUACAUAUAUAACGACAACUGGAUUGUAACAACAGCUGCCUGUGUUAUUGGAUAUCGUCACCAACCUGACGCCUUGACAGUGAUUGUUGGACAAACUGAUCCUAGUAAUUUGGAAACGGAACAAAUAAUUCCAGUUUUUUCCAUUCAAAUUCAUGAAAAUUACGACCAUAGUAGGAGGUCAAAUGAUGUUGCCAUGCUGCAGCUUUCGGCGGCCAUAGUAGUAGGAAAUUACGCCACGGUAAUUACUGCCGGCUAUCUUGAUUCAAGUAAGGAGGCUACUGUUGCUGGCUGGACCGAUGGAAGUGCGGGCGAAAUGAAAACUCUUAGAUAUACUAACGUUCCAAUUCGACCAAAUGAUGCAUGUUCCACGGUUUACAAUCAGUUGUGGGAUAGCGCUAGCAUGUUCUGCGCUGGAAAUGCCACAAAUGAUGCGUGUAAUCAAGGAGAUGCUGGCGCACCAUUGGUACAAGGAACAAGCCCGGAAGGUUUUCAUGUCGUUGGAUUAGUUUCGCAUACAAUCGGAUGCGGUGAUCCGCUGUAUCCUACUGUGUAUACUCGGGUGUCGUCAUAUUCCACCUGGAUGGAAGACAAAGGAGGAGCUCAGGUCAUCCAGACUGACCCAACUACAGAAAUCACAACGGAGGGGACUGAUCCAGCUACCGAAAUAACAACGAAGGGGACUGACCCAACUACAGAAAUCACAACGGAGGAAAUCGUUCCAACAUCCCCAGUCACUUACCAGUGCUCUACAGCUCACAGCCCAAAUCAAUUUCCAUUCAUGGUCUCUGUUUUAAGCAGUAGCACGCUGAGUCAUCUCUGUGCUGGGUUUAUCUACAACGAGAGAUUCAUCAUCACAGCGGCUUCUUGUGUCAUUCGAAAAACAGGACCAAUGCUUAAUGUUACGGUUGGUCAAUUCCGAUUCGACAGACCAGAAACAGAUGAAACAAUAUUUCCCGUCAUCGCAGUCACCUUGCAUCCACAAUACAGGGAAUCAAAUCAAACGAAUAACAUAGCCGUUGUCCAGAUUUCAGGAAGUAUCACUUUUGGAGAAAACGUUAACUUUAUCUACUAUGACUCAGUUUUGAAUGGCAAUCCGUGUUCCGUUGCUGGAUGGGCUUCAACACUGGAUGGUGCCUGCGUACGGUCCCUGAGUCUUUUGUGGGACAAUAGCGAAAUCAUCCAGACCAAUGCGGAUUGUUCUCUGUCACUAAUAUCGAGCUUCGAUUCAUCCACCAUGUUUUGCACCAAAAAGGCCGCCGAUAACUGCGAGUUUGAAAGCGGAGCUCCGUUAAUCCAGGGUGUUCCGCCGGUUGUCGUUGGAAUCAAGUCUGUAUCCCAGGAAUGUGCCAAAUCUUCGCACGUUGUCUACACUCGCAUUUCCUACUAUUUCAACUGGUUGAUCAGCGUGAGCUCUCGUGUUGUAGGUGGUACGGACGUCAACUCCAAACAAUUCCCUUUCAUCGUACAAAUUCAAACAAAAGGGGAACACCGUUGCGCCGGCUACAUUUACAAUGCAAAUUGGAUAGUGACUACCGCUGUUUGCGUCUACGGCUAUAAAUUAUCUGAUUUGAAAGUGGUUGUGGGCCAAGUUUCUCUAAUAGCAAUCGAUCCUGGCGAGGAAUACUUUGACGUGAUAUCUAACCAUAUCCACGAAUCGUAUGAGGCCGCUACCAAGAGAAACAACAUCGCCAUGCUUCAACUCUCUAGGUCAAUUACGUUUAAUGAUUACUCGAGGUCCAUUGCCCAUGGAGAACUCCCUACAACGGCGACGAAUGGCACUCUGUUGGGCUGGGGGAAUUCAGGGUCGGGAAAUAUUGCUUCCAGUCUAAAGUACGCCAUUGUUCAAGUGGUAAACGAUGAUACCUGCCCUUCCAUCGACUUCGACUUGUGGGACCCUACUUCGAUGAUAUGCGCAGGAGAUUUCACUCACAACGCGUGUUACGGUGACGCAGGCGGGCCAUUGGUACUGGGAACAUCCGUAUCUAAUUACGUUGUAGUUGGACUAGUUUCGCACAGCAGCAGUUGUUUUAGCCCGACCGCAUAUAUCCGAUUGUCUUUCUAUACAGCCUGGAUGCAAGGGAUCGGUGGUGAAACAUCGCCUAUGCCUACGACGUUAUUACAAACCUCAACUACAACUACUACUGUAACGACCGAAAUUGUUACCCCGUCAUCCCCUGCGACUACGACAAUGGCACAAACCACAACACAAACAACACAAACAACACCAACGCAAACACAAACCUCCAAUACGAAUGUUGACAUAACAACAGAAGCUACUACAACGACAGGAUUUGUUCAGACUUGUAACGUAGCUAGUGCAGGGCAAUUUCCCUUUGUUGUUUCUGUGGGGGACCUUCUGUCAGGCCGACAUUCGUGUGCCGGAUUUAUUUACAACGCCAAUUACGUAGUUACAACAGCCUCCUGCGUUGCGAUGCUGGACAAGGACACGAUUGUUGUAACUGCCGGUAGUUCACGAUUGAAUAUUGCAGGGGCUGAUUACCUUUACGGUGUACAACAAGUUGUGACAAACACAAAAGGUGACAUUGCAUUGAUCCAGACUUCAAGAAGCUUCAUGUUCGAUGAAAAUGUCAACUUCAUUCGUUUCGACCAAGCCAACUACAAUGAACCUUCGAGCAACGUUAUAGGAUGGGCUUCCACAGAAGCUGGGGGAUGUACAGCGUCUUUCGACCUCUUGUGGGGAGCAACUUCGUUGACGUCACAAAUUAGCAACUGCGAGAGUUUGGUAUCCAAUUUUGACGCAGGAACAAUGAUUUGCGUUGCUGGAUCGACCAACAGGAACUACAAUUCGGCAGCAAUAGUUGGAUCGUGUAGUUUCGAAAAUGGAGCCCCAUUAAUUCAAGGAACGCCAUCUCUAGUAAUAGGGAUCAAAUCUGUCGUUGAGCAGUCUUGUGCCACGGGACAGGUAUUUACGAUAUAUACUCGAAUUUCGACUUUUUUCGAUUGGCUUCUGAUAAGUGCUGGGCCUCAGCCUUAAAUUUUGCUUCGAAUCAGUUCGCAAUCCAUUUUUGUGAGCUCUGUUGAUUUUAUGUCAUUCAUGUGGACGUUAAUCAGUGUUGGGUUAUGCUGUAUUUUGCAAUAAUGGAACUAUAAUUUUACGCAAGGUUA
Messenger RNA from Daphnia magna, 3494 nucleotides. Its product is annotated as transmembrane protease serine 9. The record is from RefSeq and is a predicted model, not a curated record. Gene Ontology annotation, molecular function: serine-type endopeptidase activity. The transcript is spliced from 19 exons. Gene Ontology annotation, biological process: proteolysis. The coding region runs from base 121 to 3363 and encodes 1080 amino acids. NCBI's taxonomy places the organism in Eukaryota, Metazoa, Arthropoda, Branchiopoda, Diplostraca, Daphniidae.